CUCUCUUCUUCUUCUUCUUCUUCUUCUUUCUGGUGCGUUUGUUUGUGUGACGGCGAGUCCCGGCGGUGUAACCGGAGAGGGGCCUCAGAGAGGGAAUGCAGGACUGCAAUGGAGCACAAUGCAAUACAGUGGUUGGGUGCCCCCUCCUGCCAGCGAGGCAGCUACGCCUUCUAUAAGUCGGUUGGCAGCAGAGCUCAACCCGACGGGCCGGUCCAGGUGUGGAAGCUCGGGGAGUUCUACUUCAUCCGCUGUGGCCCGCAGGAUCCAGUAUGCAUCGCAGAGGUGACCUUACUGUGGGAGGACCAGACACGACGCCACCUUCUGGCCAGCGCCAGACUCUACUUCCUGCCUGAGGACACACCGAAGGGGCGGACCAGGGAGCACGGAGAGGAUGAGGUUCUGGCGGUGUCCAGGAAGAUGGUGGUGCGGGUGGAGGACCUGGUGCAAUGGGCGUGUGCAGAGUCGGCAGGUUGGAUCAGCAGCUUGAAGCCGGCGCCCUGCGGUACCAACGGCCUCCACAAGCCUCUACAGAGCAGCGACGGUAACAUCAGCAGCGACAACAACAAGAGCAGCGAGCAGCUCCAAGUCAAAACUGAGAGCGACCUGGUGGAGCGUCAGGGCAUCAGAGUGCUCAGCUACCCGCAGUACUGCCGCUUCCGCUCCCUGCAGAGACGCAUCCAGGACGGAGCGAGGGGCCCGGGGCUGCAGGACCCCCACCUGCUGGCCCUGGGAGGCCUCAAGGCGCUGUCCAACAUCCGGCUGAUGUUCUGCAGGGACACCUUCAACCACCCGACGCUGGAGAGCGCCAGCUUCUCCUUGCAGUUCAGAUGUCCGUCUCUCAGUCUUCGAGGGCGACCUCGCAAGAGGAGAGGCCGAGACGACAAAGACUCCCCGAACUCCGGCCAAUCAGAGUCCUGGAUCGAGAGGAUGAAGGAGAACGUGAUGGGCAGCGUGGAGGUCGGCUGUGAGGGCAGCUGGCUCCCCGACCCUGAAGAGCAGCUGUUCCUGGAUCAGCUCUUCGCCCACAUGGAACGCCUCGGCUCGCCCAUCCACAAAGUCCCCAACCUCGGCUUCAAGAAGAUUGACCUCUUCCUCAUGUACUCUGUGGUCAAGCGGCUUGGAGGCUACAAAAGGGUGACAUUGGACCGUCUCUGGAAAAUAGUCUAUAACGAACUGGGAGGAUGCCCCGGCAGCACCAGUGCUGCUACCUGCACCAGGAGACACUACGAGAGGCUGAUGCUUCCUUAUGAAGAGCACCUCAGAGCAGGAGGAGCAGAAUUCAAAAUCCCAGAAUCCCCCAUGCCUCCGAAACCCAGAGGGAUAAGAGGAAGGAAACCACUUCAGAGAGGCAGAAAACCAGGACCCAAAUCCAAGGACAAGAAGAUGACGACAACCCCUGCUGCUGUUUCUCGUACUACCGUGAACCCGAUCGGCGCCGUGAUGAUGAAGAGAGGCCGAGGCCGGCCGCCGGGCACACGCAACAAGGCCACGCUGAUCGCUCAGGCCAAGAUGAUGGCUCAGCAGCAGGCCAAAGCCAAAACGGCGCCCGAGCCUCAGCAGCAGAGUCCUCCGCUUCCAGUCAGAGGGGAAGGUGGACCGACACCCAGCAGCACCCACAGGCCCAUCCAGCCGGCUCUCCUCCCUGUCAACAUGCCCCUCACCCCCGACCUCUCCCCCAUGUCCGCCCCCUUCCUCCCCUUCCUGCACAAACCAAAGGAGCCGAAGCCGGACCGGGGGACUCUGCGGCUCCUGCUCCGGGCGUGCUCCUCUCCACGCUGCCUCGCCACUUCGUCGGAGGAUCUCUGGGCGGCUUCAGCCCCAUCAAAGGCGUCUGUCCUCUGGACGUCUUCAGGAAGCGCAUCAGCCUCCAGAGAGGCCCGGAGAGCCCGGCGCUGACGCCCCAGGACCCGACCCAGCACCUCCCGACCAUCUACACACUCCAGCCCAAAAGUGGGAGCCCGGAUACGCCUCAUCCGAGCGGGGACCAGCUUCA
Molecule: messenger RNA, 1993 nt
Organism: Anoplopoma fimbria (sablefish)
Lineage: Eukaryota; Metazoa; Chordata; Actinopteri; Perciformes; Anoplopomatidae
Exons: 12
Coding region: 109-1896 (595 amino acids)
Biological process (GO): regulation of transcription by RNA polymerase II
Cellular component (GO): nucleus
Molecular function (GO): transcription cis-regulatory region binding
Source: RefSeq, a predicted model, not a curated record